CUGUGCCCCGCGCUGGGCUCUCUCUCCGCCUCUCUCCCACGCGCGGGCCUUUCUGUGCCAGCUGGCUGUCGACCCAGGUCAGGAAGCCCAAGGUCGGGGCGUUGACCCACGGGCCCUCCCGUUUUCCCUCCAAGGGCCGAGAGACGUCUACACCCGGACGGGCUGCGCGGACACCUGCAGCGCCAGAGGCGCCCGGCUGUCCUCUCGGUGCGGAGCCCGACAGAGCAGCCUUGGGACCCCGGCCAGGCUCCCGCGCCUCCGGACGGAUUUCUGCCCCGGCUCCCGGCGCAGCGCGCAGCCCUGAGCGGAGAGGGACGGGAACCGCGAGAGACCCUCGGUGCCACGGCCUCGCCGCGAUGGGGUCCUCGUCUCUACUCAGCCCGUGGCUCUCCUGGAAGAGAAUGGUGGGCAUCUUUUUCCUGCCGUUUAUCUUAUCAGGUUUUGGUCCUCGGUUUAAACAGGAAGAGAACCUCGUGAUUGGAAAAGCGCAUCCGCCCCAGCCCAGGGUUUCAGCCGUCCCUCCGAGCUCUCUCCCGAGCUCUCUCCCGAGCCCUCUCUCCCUUUCCACUUUCUUUCCCUCGCCCGCCUCCUCCAGGUUUAAUUGGUCUCACCUGACUCCUUUGGAGCUGAAGAACCGAUCUGUGGGACUUGGAACUGAAAGCACAGGUCAGGGUAACCCCCACUUCACACUGGAGGGCCACAAGUUCCUGAUCUUCGGGGGCUCCAUCCACUAUUUCCGGGUGCCCAGGGAGUACUGGAGGGACCGCCUGCUGAAGCUGAAGGCCUGUGGCUUGAACACUGUCACCACCUAUGUUCCGUGGAACCUGCAUGAGCCGGAAAGAGGCAAAUUUGACUUCUCUGGGAACCUGGACCUGGAGGCCUUCGUCCUGAUGGCCUCGGAGAUCGGGCUGUGGGUGAUUCUGCGUCCAGGCCCCUACAUCUGCAGUGAGAUUGACCUUGGCGGCUUGCCCAGCUGGCUCCUGCAAGACCCCCGGUUGCUGUUGAGGACCACCAACAAGGGCUUCAUGGAAGCAGUCGAGAAGUAUUUUGACCACCUGAUUCCCAGAGUGAUUCCUCUCCAGUACCGCCAGGGAGGCCCUGUCAUCGCGAUGCAAGUGGAGAAUGAAUACGGCUCAUUCAAUAAGGACAAAAAAUACAUGCCCUAUCUCCGCAAGUUUUCUCAACAGGCCCUGCUGAGAAGAGGGAUUGUGGAGCUUCUCUUGACCUCCGAUGGUGAGAAAAAUGUGCUGAGCGGCCACACCAAAGGGGCGCUGGCCACCAUCAAUUUGCAGAAACUUCACCGGAAUAUUUUCAAUCAGCUUCAUAAAGUCCAGAGAGAUAAGCCCCUUCUUAUUAUGGAAUACUGGGUCGGCUGGUUCGACAGAUGGGGAGAUAAGCACCAUGUUAUGGAUGCAAAGGAGAUUGAACGUACUGUGUCUGAAUUCAUCAAAUAUGAGAUCUCCUUCAAUGUGUAUAUGUUCCAUGGUGGAACCAACUUCGGUUUCCUGAAUGGGGCCACGUAUUUCGGGAAGCACACUGGCGUUGUUACCAGCUAUGACUAUGAUGCUGUGCUCACGGAGGCUGGAGAUUACACAGAAAAAUAUUUCAAGCUUCAAAAACUCUUUGGAUCUUUCUCAGCAAUUCCCCUGCCCCGAGUACCCAAACUUACCCCCAAGGCUGCAUAUUCCCCGGUGAGGCCCUCGCUGUACCUCCCGCUGUGGGAUGCCCUAGCCUACUUAAAUGAGCCAGUCAGGUCACAUCAGCCCAUCAACAUGGAGAACCUGCCCAUAAACAAUGGGAGCGGCCAGUCCUACGGGUUCGUCCUGUAUGAGAAGUCCAUCUGCUCCGGAGGCCGCCUCUGUGCCCACGCUCACGACAUGGCACAGGUGUUUUUGGAUGAGACAAUGAUAGGGAUUCUGAAUGAGAAUAACCAGAACCUGCACAUUCCUGAACUCAGGGUGUGCCGAUACCUGAGGAUCCUGGUGGAGAAUCAAGGACGAGUCAAUUUUUCAUGGCAGAUACAGAAUGAGCGGAAAGGAAUAACCGGGUCUGUGAGCAUCAGUAACUCUUCCCUGGAGGGUUUUACCAUCUACUCCCUGGAGAUGAAAAGGAGCUUCUUUGAGAGGCUCCGCUCCGCCACCUGGAGGCCUGUCCCAGACAGCCACCCGGGCCCCGCCUUCUACCGUGGGACCCUGCGGGCUGGCCCUUCUCCCAAGGACACCUUCCUGAGCCUGCGGAACUGGAAUUAUGGAUUCGUGUUCAUCAAUGGACGUAAUCUUGGGCGAUAUUGGAAUAUUGGGCCUCAGAAAACACUGUACCUUCCUGGAGCCUGGCUUCAUCCAGAAGACAACGAGGUCAUUGUGUUUGAGAAGAUGUUGAGUGGCUCAGACAUUGAAUCUACAGACAAGCCAAUGCUGUAAAACCGUGUCCGAACACAUUUUUUGGGUUACUGGAGUUCAUCUAUAAGUCAUUUUUGGAGAAGAACAUUUAUGUUAAGAUUAUCUAUCAUAGGGUUGCCUGCAAUGGCAAAAAUGUGAAAAUAACCAAAAAAACCCAGCAGAGUAAUUGUUAUGUAUUUUGUAGUCUGUCUAUAUGAUGCCUAUUUUUAGGCUCCAACAAGUCUUCAAAAUCUUUAAUGACUGAUUUAUCUAGUUUAAUGCUUAAUCCUUAGCAGGCUCUUAUUCUUUAAUUAAAUGUGCCUUUAAGUAGAUGUGAAUAAAAUAAAAACA
This is a messenger RNA of Saimiri boliviensis boliviensis (Bolivian squirrel monkey), 2729 nucleotides long. Lineage: Eukaryota; Metazoa; Chordata; Mammalia; Primates; Cebidae. The record is from RefSeq and is a predicted model, not a curated record.